Messenger RNA from Cercospora beticola, 1872 nucleotides. RefSeq lists its product as uncharacterized. The record is from RefSeq and is a predicted model, not a curated record. NCBI's taxonomy places the organism in Eukaryota, Fungi, Ascomycota, Dothideomycetes, Mycosphaerellales, Mycosphaerellaceae.
CAUCAUUCCGUUUAGUUAUACCAGGGUGGAUUCCAUGGUCUUACUUUCUUCCUGCUCUUCCUCUCUCUUUCUUCUUAUUAUCGUCAUGCUCUGCGAGCACGUUGUGUGCUGUCUUGUUACACCUUGAAUCACGAUACCUCUCUGUUUUGGACGUGUGAGCAGUCGAAGCAUUUCCGGCUGGCACCGGAACUCGCGUGAAGCUUGACGAGGCAAAUGGCGGGGCGUCAUCAUCCUGGUUCCGAGAGUACCAGCAGGUGCUUCCCAGUGACGAUUGCCAUUGUGUCGCUGGUGUACAAUGUGCUGGUUGGAUUCUCAUGCACAUACCUACCUGACGAUCCGCUCUACAUCGGCCUCAGUAUUCAGCUCUAUGCAUGGGCAGGUAGUGCUUUGAGUGUGCUCGGAUUGUUUGGGAUAGUGACGAAGCGACCCGCUCUCACGACUUCGUUCGCACACUUCCUCCUGCUGGACACCUUCGUAUCUGCGAUAGUCCGUCUGCUCAUCCUGCAAUUCUUCUUCGAAGCCUUCUACGACCAUAAUGUCUGCACGGCAACUUACGAUCCGACAUGGAGUCCUCGGAACUUCAGACACGACAUCGUGACGUCCGUCCGAUACCAGAAAGAAUACCUAUGGCAGACCAGCAAUAGAAAGAGGUGUCGCGCAGCUUUAAGCGCUGUGCAGAUCGUACUGAUCGGAUUGGUAAUAUGCCUCACCGCAGCACAAUGCUCGCUGGCCUUCACGAUGCGCAGGUUCGGGAAAGAGCUCGAGAGAAGAGGAGAAAGGACAACCACGAGAUCGACAUUCAGAUCUGUCGACGAGAAGCCGCGUCGCAGUCCCGAGCCAUCAAUGGCACCAUAUAGCGACGAGAAGUCGAGACUGGAAAGCGCAUAGAUCGAGGAAUCUGGCGUUCGGGACACCGAUGGUUUGAUGUGAAAGGAUACCCAAGCUCAAUGAUUUAACGAGAUUCCAAAUGCAUUAUCGGCACCAAUUUCUUGUGUGCCGCCAGCGGUUCACCCAGUAUUUCCCGUGGAUAUAUUCUCGCUGCCCAUCCUGAUCUGGCUGCAUGCCAGUGUUCCUCAGAAACGCUUUUGCCAUCUGCCGUGGGUUCCGAGAUCUGUGGUGAGUCCAUGCUCGGCGACAGCCUGACCAAGCACUCGACUUCGAAGUGCCCACAGCUGUCACAGUUGCAUGAGCAUUUGGACAUGUGCCAGCCGAUGGUCUCACGCUCAUGUGCACAGUAAAUCCUCCUAAUCGGUAUCCACACCGCCUCUUGCUUUUCCCUGGUCAGAAGUAGCAGUCGAAUUUUGAGCGAGCUCUCCAUGUGUUGAGGGAUCGAGCUGCUCAUAAAUCGCGCCUGGUGCCAUUUGCACAGUGGAGCAUCUCCAAUGAAGCGACGAACUGGUGCCACAAUCCCACAAUGCACGCAUCUCCUGCGACCGCCAAGGAACUCCUUUCGUUCACGUGUAGCACGAUAUGCUGCAAUCCUUUGACAGUCGGUCGCAGUCUUUAGCCAGUUGGCUGGCGGAUCCGGCGUGGAGAGAUAUACCUGCUUGCUCGAGAGUUUGAAAGAGAUCAGGGAGGAGGCCGGAAGGUAGGAUAUGACUUCGAGAAGCAACUCCGGCGGUAGGUCCGCGAGACCGACUCGGUACAUGGUUUUCGAUUUGGUCUUUCGAGGCUGCUCUUCCGUGUGCAAUGAGCUGUUGGAGCUCAGCUGGUCAAGGAGAUGUCGCCAGCGGCAGUAGAUCUGUUGAAGGAGACGGCAUUGCUUGUUCACCAUAUAGGAGAUCAUUUCGAGACAAGCUUCAAUGUGAUAGUAGGAAAUGUGCUGGACGUUCGCGCUCGCGCACGAAGCACGGGGCGUGGCUUUCUUAAGAC